CAGAUUGGCCUCUGCGGGCGAGUGGCGUUGUUGUCUGCACAGUGAUUAUGGUAGGACCUGUCUAGCAACGGUGAUGUCACGAUAACCAAUACCACGAGCUCUUUCUCUCCCUUCUGUAUUAUCACCCUACCAGCUUCCUCUCCUUUUUCCUAGGUUUCUUCAUCCACUGCCUCCCCCUUUUCCUUGCCCACUUUCCCCUUAAAUCUCUUUCCACUCUUCUGUCCCUUCUCUAAGAUUUCUCGUAUUUCUUGCUUGCUCCUGACCUUCCAUGCUUCUCCUUUCCCAUGUCUUCCCCCCCUUUUAGCUUCUCAUUUGUAAUUUCAUCCUAACAUUUCUUCCCAUCCCACUUCCUUCUUCCCUCCUGCUGUCCCACCUACGUCCUGCUGCCCUGUCUCCUCCCUCGUGGCUGGUGAUGGAGGAGUUUGAAGAGCUGACGACGCAUUACGUGGCUGGGGUCUCCCACACUACCCACCACCACUCCCUGCUCACAUCCACGCCCGCAGCAGUGAUUUGUUUAUUUUCUGCAGAUGGCGGUGAAGACAGCACAGUACCCAACAACAGCAGUAGUUUGGGCGUAGUGUACCUGCGAGCGGCACCGUGGGUGGUGCCUCUUCUGGCUGCUGCUGCAACCAAUGCGGCAGCCAUCGUCGCCUUCGAGGUGUACGUGUUAGUGCGUGCUGCCCAUGGGACGCCCUCUCGGCGACACCUCUUCCUGGGGCAGUGUCUGCUGGUAGGGCUGUUGCUGUGCUCGCUCUCAGGGCUUCCCAUCGCUCUAACUCCAACACCUCUCUCCUGCGCUGCUACACGAUUGUUGGUUGGGGUGUCAAGUGCUCUGGUGUUUGCAGCGUUACUAGUAAAGUUUGUGUUCCUCAUCUCCUUGAACUCGGGUGUGUACCUGCCAGCCCAUUACCAAGGUCUGCUUCUCUUUUUCGUCGUCUUGGUGCAGGUGAGCAUCAACAUCCAGUGGCAGUGGUCCCAGCCAGCAGGGGUGACUGUUACACGGGACCAUGACACUGGAGAACUCCACCAGUCUUGCCUUGCGCCUUACAGGCACUUCCUCCUCUCCCUCAUUUAUGUCAUCAUACUCAUUAUUUCUGUUGCUGCACUAGCUAUUAAGUGCCGUGGGAUCCGUGAAAACUACCGUGAAGCAGCAUACAUAGGAGCAGCUCUGGGUUUGGUUCUGCCGCUCUGGUUGGCUUGGACUUUGGCUGGUCUCAUCCUUCCUCCACCCCACCAGCCAGCAUGCCUCGGUUUUGGCAUUGUUGCCACUGCUACUGUCGUCUUCAUAGUCAUGUUCAUACCAAAGCAGGGACGGCAACUAGCAGCAGUUGGGAAGGAAGGUGUGUUCCGUGAAGACCAGGAUGAUCAGCUAUCUACCAUCUCUGGUGGUGCACGUUACUCCCCUUCUUUCUUCCUUUUCAAGCCCAUCAAGCCUCCUAAGGACCUGCUUGCACCAGCUACCUCACUUUACAAAACUAGAAUACCAGGUCGCUACAGAUAUGGGGCUCUUCUUCCUCUUCCCCACCCACAGCCUCCACCACCUGCACCCUACUAUUGGCCUGCACUACACUAUUAUCACCACUACUCUCAAGGUAUGAGCCGUACAGAUGAUGGUGUAUACGCUAGUAUAGACCCGCCUGCACCACACUUCACCCUCUCUGGAAACCCAAAUUUCUAUUUGUUCCGUUCCCAUGCCCAUACUGGUAUGAUGUACUGAAGUGUGAAAGUAUCCGAAGGUACAGUAUAUAGUAAUAAUUUUUUUGACGCUAUUGAACCUAUACCAACAGCAAAUAUUUAAGUUAAUGUUAAUGAUUCCUACCACAGCCAACUUUCUAAAUGCUCCUUGGUUUCAUUAGCAUCAGCUCUUUCAGAAGUAUACACAAGUCAUAAGGCAAUUAAUAUUCAAAAGGUAAUAAUCACAACAUUUGCUGUGGUCCCCCACUAGGCUCAAAUUUGAGGUUGCAUAAAUUGGCUGGAUUAAAGGAAGUGACUAGACUGCAGGGUUAUGAGAAAAUCAUGCAAGUACAUAUUUAUACAUAGAAUGGGGUCCACAUGGACAGCCUUAGCACUCAACAUGUAAGGUCAUAAAACACUCUUCAGAAUAUUUAUAUACAGUACAGUGUACAUUAAACUUUUUUAAUAAAAAAAAAAACUGUCUUCAGAAGAUUGUUAUUCUCAUUAACAAAAAGGUUAUUUAUUGUGGCCGUUAUAAGUAUUCUGUGUAAGUACCAGUACCAUACAUAGUCACAUAAACUGUUUGUCACUUUUGUAUGAUUUACCUGACCCCUGUUAUCAGAAGUUUUAAAAGGUCUUGUGUAUUCACAGGUCUGUAGGAGGUACAGUGGAACCUCAAAUAUCGAACUUUCUUCAGUCCAGAAGGCUGUUAGUGCCUUUACCGAAUGAAUUUAUUCCCAUCAGGAAUAAUGUAAAUUAGAUUAGUCCAUUUCAGACCCUCAAAAAUACACUUAUAAAAGCACUUACAAAAAUACAUUUACAUAAUUGGUUGUGUUGGGAGCAGUUCGAUUUCUGAGGUUCCACUGUACUACUAUCGAGAAUGGGGCAGUCUCUCUUUAUUGGCAAGUGCCAUAUCUUGGCUUGAUGUGCGUUCAUAUUACUGAGCAUUCCUUCCACUCCUAUCCAUGGAGAUCAGUCAUCUUUACUGGAGCUUGAAAUCCACUCCCACCAUCAGAGUUUCUAGAAAUCCAUAAAAUUGCCAGUUUGGGUGAAGGUUUCUGUAACCACUAGUAUUUGGUAAGGGUUCCUCCCACCACAACCACCACCACCUGUGUUAGAGGUACAUGUCAACACCAGUACUGAUAAGGUAACUACCAUCUAUGUAUUUGGUUGAAAAUUCCUGACAUAGCUGUUAUGUUUCUUACUCCAUCACAGUUAAAGGUCACUUCUGUUAUUACUAUGUCUAGAAGUCUCUACCAUUACUAAUACUAGAGGUUUCGUGCAUUACCACCAAAAAAAUUUCAUUACAUGUAGCAGUUAAUGGGAAAAAUUUACAAAUGACUAAGAAGCAGUUUUUUUUUUUGUUCACUUCAGGAAUUACAGUGAAGGUGUUUGUGCAGAAAAAUAAGUAAACUUUUUAAUUUAUGAUGGUAUUUACUGUUUUUUUUUUCCCCCCUAAGUUAGGCUACACACUGACAGGCGCUAAAUUUUAGAUUGAAUAAUAAACCUUGAUCUGUUGUGCCAGGUUAUUGUUGAGUAACAUUGGCUCUUAGGUAUUUAAUUGUUUAUGAUGCUUAUUUUUAUUGAUAAUAGUUGCCACUACGUGGUUGCUUUGUAUAAUAAAAUAGGAUUCUACUGCAGUAACCUGUGCUAACAGUUUAAUAUGCCAGUAUUAUAGUGCAGUUCAGAGGAAACAAACAUGAGUAUCUUAUUUUGAAUCUUUGGUUUGACCACUAAAACUUUGCAUUAUAGUAUUUUUGUAUGGUAUGUUAAGUAUCAAGUUAGUCUUGCCUUUUGUAGAAAAAUUGUAUUUAGGCUUUUGUGUGUGUACUGUAUUUUCUAACAGGUUACAAUUUGCCAUGAAACUAGAGAACUGUUGGCGUGUUUAAACAGCAGCGUACUUUUCAGCAUAUGAUGGACUUUGCACUAAAAAUUGCUCUAUAAAUAAUGCCAGUACUUUCAUUUAUUGGAGAAGUGUUGUAAUUAUUAUAUUUAUUUUCCAACUGCUGAUUCUCACGAAGACGGGUGUCUCAAAGAAAACAUUAAUCACCAUUUAUUCUCUGGGUGCCUCUCCAGAACAGAGUUCAUGAGUGAUAUGUAGCAUUUAAUGUGCUGGAGCAUGAACAAGGCAAUAUCUUUGAAGAGAUUAAGGGAAACCAGCUAGCCAGAUUUGAAAGUUUAGUGCUAGAACUCUGAAAGGUGAGAAGAGGUUAAGUUUAGUGGGUCGACACUGCUCCAUGAUGCCUGUGGUAUUAUGGAAAGUGAGUUAGAGAAUAAUAGUGAAUGUUUUCUUCAAGUGGGGAAAGAAUUUGCAAGAUAAAACAAUAAAAAACUUGCUGGUACUUCAGCUAUACAGAUGUUGCAAACAAAAAAUAAAACCGACACUAGCAAUAUUUGAAAUAGGAUGCUCUCGAUGAAAAAUUGUGCACACAGAAAAGAUUGUGUGCUCAUAUGUGGGCAUAAAAGAUAUUCUACUUUGUUAUAUAGUACUGUGUAACAAACA
Molecule: messenger RNA, 4177 nt
Organism: Cherax quadricarinatus
Lineage: Eukaryota; Metazoa; Arthropoda; Malacostraca; Decapoda; Parastacidae
Product: metabotropic glutamate receptor
Biological process (GO): G protein-coupled receptor signaling pathway
Cellular component (GO): plasma membrane
Molecular function (GO): adenylate cyclase inhibiting G protein-coupled glutamate receptor activity
Source: RefSeq, a predicted model, not a curated record